Messenger RNA from Taeniopygia guttata (zebra finch), 9140 nucleotides. The record is from RefSeq and is a predicted model, not a curated record. NCBI's taxonomy places the organism in Eukaryota, Metazoa, Chordata, Aves, Passeriformes, Estrildidae.
CAGGGGUCGGAGCAGGGAUGCAGGCAGUACCGCUCUGCGCCAGCGGAGAGCAGCGAGGGCAGGGCGUCCGGGAGCUGCGCUGCAGCCUGGUCACCAUCCAACCAGCCCAAACACCCGGGACCUGCCGCAAAACGGACCCGAUUCUCUGAUUUGGACUGCGAGGGCAUCACAACGGAUGUAAGACUGUGGACGCAUGGACUUGGUGGCGGGGGGAGGUGGGGGGGGAAAUACCAAGAAACAGAUUUGGAUGGUGUCUUCAAAAAGAAUGUAAGAGAGAAAACCACUAUUCUGCCUCUCCGCAGUUGCUGAGAAUUAGUGGUUUACUGUUUUAUUAAUGCACAAAUGGUGAGUGGAUGCAGUGAAAGCAGCGCUCCUCAGGGUGAAUCAUCACCUAAACAAACUACUUAAAUUUGAAAGAAAAGUCAUCCGUUUGCUUAGUGUUUGUAUUUGCGCACAGUAAACAUUUGCAGUUACAUUAUGUCUUUCCUAUCCGUGUCCCCUCAAGCAUCACGGCAUCAUUAUUCACAAUGCAGUUAUAUUGGGUGGCAAUGAAGAAAAUGUUUUAAAACUGGCCAAAGAUGAUCAUAGGAUUCAGAUGGCUGUGUUUUCAGCUCUCAGUUAUAGGCAGAGGGAAGCAGUCUGUCUGUUCCCAAAUAUGAGCUUUAUUACAGCAGCAAGCAAAGCUGAUUGUGGUCUUAAUCACCAUGAGAAAAUGCCUCUGUAGAGAAGGGGAUGUGGGCUGUAAGCUGGCUUUAUAUGUAAUUGCUGUGUCCCUGCAUAAAACAUGAGUUUUAAGCAGCCGUGUGGAUGCCAUCAGACUGGGAAUGUCUGCAGUGCUCUCACAGGACAGUCUGUUCAGCAUGAGACCUCCUGGUUCACAAAAGCAGCUGUGAAGGGUAAGGGCAAAUUCACUGGGCAAGAACACAAGAAACAGAUGCAGAGCUAGCAGUGCCAGCCUGCAAAUCAUGCCUUCAUGUAUUCGCACAACACAUGCCCAUUUGCAUGGAAGCACUCUGUUUGCUAAAGUCAGAUUACUUGUGAUAUAUAGGGCGCUCACUCACACCUAGCAUGAAAAGCCCACAGUAGAAUGAUAGUAGAAUCAUCUCAAAUCCUACGGCCUUAUAAAAGUUAUAAAAUAAAUACAUUAUCAAACUUGAACUAGAGUAAAACUGCCAAAUAAAAGGAAGUGUAUGUCAGGGAAUAAGACAGGCCUUUUAGUGGGGUUAAGGCUCCAUUGCGGCUCAGCUGAGCACAACUUGAGGAGCUGAAAAGAGGUAGAAGCAGCCCUUGAGUAGGUAAAUACCUUACCUAGAUUGUUGCAAAGGAGUAGGUUAGGUCACUUAGACAAUCACUGUCAGAGGUGUUAGCAAAAAUGAUUUUAAUAUAAAAUUUUAAAAAUAUGACUUCCCAAAGUCUGAUGGCAAGAUCCAUUCUAUUACUCACUACAUGGAUGAAACAUAGAAGGGCACAUUGAAUUAGAACAAAUUUAGAAUUAUUUACACCAGAGACACAAAAGGGUUAUGGGGACCCUUCCACUGAUUAAUGAAAUUCAGAAUGGACCCCUUAUAUUCUAAACUGCUGAUGUAACACAGCUAUUAUUAAGUCCAGUCUUAGUCUCAGACUUCAAAAAGGGUUUGCAUCUAAAGCAUGCCAAGUGCAUACAUUACAAAGGGAAAUAAAAAUAACGCCCUUGCUAGGGAAAGUAUUAGUCAAGCAGCCUAUAGGCAGCAUACAGGUAGAUGUAGAGGGGCCCCUUUUGGUCCAGCACAGAAGCACUAGUGAUGCCAAGAUGAUUUUUUGCCUUUUCUUUUAUAUAGCUUUUAUAUAACUUCUGUAUAUCCUCAGUAUUCUUAGCAUGCAUGCUUGUAAUUCCUCAAGUCUGAUAACUCAGCAUAGUUCUGGUAUUCUGUUAGGCCAAGAGACCAAACAUCAUAAAGGCCUCAUGGUAGAAGGCUGGAAAACGCUACAUUGUCUUGGGAAACCAAGCUGCUCUCUAUAACAUAUCCUGUAAACUAGAGAUUCAGCCCAUCCAGGGGGGAAUUCCACAGAUGAGGGAAUAUCAUGCCAUCCAUCCAGGCCUCCCAUUGGGGCACCCCUGCUAGAUAUGCUAAUUUGUGAGGUCUAUAAAUUGUAUACACCAUCUGUCAUGGAGAUCCAUUGUGGUGCAUUCCACCCACCAUAAGGAUCCUUAUUAAAUACUGAGGUAAAACCCCUUUAUCCCUUAACCGUGUCUGGCUCUCAAUUUUUUUAAGACCAGGAAAAGGCAUCACUAGGAACCCUUAUAAAAGAUGGUUUUAAGAUGUCUGUGAUGAAGACACUUGAUGCAUGAAAUAUAUGGAUGUGACCAAAUGUGCCCAAGGAUAACUGGAAGGCAGUGUUGGAGGGUGGGCACAUCUGAGGAAUGAGUAGCUGCAGGACUAGAAAGGGGAUAGAAAUUUUAGAGUAGUAGCAAUUAAUAUAUGGUGCCUCAACCAUGUGCUAGCAAAUAAAGUGCUCAUCAGCAAGAAAUUCCUCAUCAACUGCUGUCAUAGCUAUUCUCAAGCACAUCUAAGCUGUCAGGAAAGACACUCUUGGGAAGGUGGUUGUGCUCCUUCCUCUCUCCCACUGACCAGCAGCAUUAGCCUUGUGUUGUACAGAACACACAGGCUUCAAGUUUGCCUGAGAGGUCAGAAUUACACAUUGCAUCUGAGGCAGCUUUGUACUUCCCUGCUCUGUCAGCCAAGGCGGUGUGAGCACUGGGCAGGGGGAGGGUGUACAGCUGCAGGGGGAGUACCUGAGAGACAGAUCCUGCUUUGCUGCUGACUGCCUGCAGAACAUAGAAGAGCUAGAGAUUCAUCAACCCAGCUGGGAUUUAUUAGCUCCCAGGGCCAUAUCCACAGGUGCCAACUACAAGCCCAAAUUACUACAAUCUAUAUGUCAGUUCCUUUGUCUAGUUUGCUGGUGAUCACUCUAGAGAGAGCCACUAAUUUUUUUGCUUCAAGUAGAGGAACAUGAGAAGGUAUGUGCCCCUGGCAAGGAACCUGUGAAUAUUUCAGGUUGGAGAGGGAAGCAGCAGGUUUAGAUCGUCUCUGACAACAUACAGAAGACUUUCAAGACCAGGAACAUGUCAAAGGAGAGACCAUGAGGAGUUUGCAUAUAACUCCUUAUCUAGGCAGUAAUGGGGUGCGAACAGCAGGGGUGCUCUCCUAGUUAUGUUAUCCCUUCAGCUUAACUUAAAGUUUUGCCACACUUCAGACCUAUUUAACUUUCUCUCCCUAUAGCUAUCUAGUCACAUGCUUAAGUGGCACCCUUAAAACACAAUUGGCAUGUUCCAUGGGAGAAAUGAAGCAAGUAAUCAUAGCCCACAGCCUGAUACUUGUGUUAACAGGCAUCAAAAUGUUAAAUUCCUAGCAAAGACACUUCAUUUAUGACUCUCUAAUCUUUUUAGACAGAUUAUUUGCUAUUGUUUUAUUGCUGGCCAGCUCACACAGGGAAGAAUGAGGGUACCCUUCAUGCCUUGAUAGAGUAUGUGUGCAUACAGCUUUCAUCCAGAAGGCGAUCUGUUGCACCUUGUCAAAGAUAUUUUUGGGCACAACACAGUUUAGCAGCCUCUAGGCCCAUCACUAUACUUCGGUUGUUAUCAUGCUUGAGCAACCAACCUAUUUCUGAAUGUAGCUCUGUAAUAAAGAGCCUUCAAAGUUUCUCCUUUUUUGUUAAGGCUACUCCAGCUGCACGAAGUGGAGCAUGGAAGAGGGAUUUGUCUUGUCAGACUCGUCCAAGAAAUUUAGGAGGCUUUAGAAAAGAAAGUGGCUUCAGCAAUUCCUGUAUCCUAGGAGAAAAGACAUUCUGGAAAGUGAGUAGGGAGCCGAGAGCAAAAAGAGGAUGCUCUGUAUACUAAAAAGGAGUCCACAAAUCAAUAUCUAGGCUUUUCAAAUUAGUUUUAAACUUUAGCAUCUAUUCACCCUCCCUGUAAUCACACUAAGUCUUCCAUGAGACCAUAAGACUUCUGCUGAGAUGUUCAAGUUCUGCACAGAAGUCAAAUGUUGUGGUUCCAGACUGCCUACAGAAUCAGAAGGAAUUACAGGGUGAUGUAAAAAUGCAAAAGUCAUUAAAAUCCUGCCUGUCUCUGAAACUGGUAGGAGGAGGUUGGAUUUAGCCAAAAUGCUCUUUUGGCUAAGCUAAGUCAUCGGAGGAAGGUUAACAUUAUCACUUCCACUGAAGAGUUGCCCAAAAAGACAUACAUACUCACGUGCUCUUGUGUAGUGUGCAUCUUUUGUGGGUACAGCAGACUGGUAUAUUUGAAUACGUUCGAGAGUAGGAAUGAAACAGUGAGAAGCCCCUGCACGUGGUUAGCAAGGAUCCUUGCCAAAGAUAGAUAUGGAAAUGUAAAUUGUUUUCUUGGGAGCUUGGGACCUCUUGGAAAGUUAAUUCUCUUUCAGUCUGUGAGAUGGCACAAACUCUAAUUGCUGUCCAGUGCUCAGCUACAUUUCCCUCUAGACAACAACUGACCGUAGCAAUAUUUCUUUGGAGCAGGUGUAUGCUCACAUGUAGCAUGAAUUGCUGUAGGACUUCCCAGCUCCAGCCUGGACAUCCUUGAAAACUUUCACCAAAGCAAGGAUUGAUGGAAGACUCAUAACAGGUGUUUCACAAAUCUGUCGUUUUGGAAGUUUUGACAUGCUGAUACACUGCAGCUAAUUUUAAUUUACUUUAUUGAUAAUAUCUUCAAAUAAUAUUUCUCCAUGUUAAAAUCCAAGCCUUUUGUGAUUAAACCUAUUUGAUAACAACAUUGCCUCAGAAGUGGGAAGGUAAAACAAUCUGGGAAUGAAACAUUGUAUAGGGCUCUUGGAGGCUGACAUCUGAAUGUACUUAGUGGAGAGGAAACCUUUUUUUACUUUCAUUUCUUGCUUCUUUUAUCCUUAAGCUCAGUAAUAAACUAGCACUCUAUGGUUAAAAAGUCAGGAGAGCAGAUGUAUGGUACAAGUGUAUCAGGAUCUGUACUUCAGAUACGGGGUGUAAAUCAUAAGGAAGUCCUUCCAAGAAGCUUUGAGAGUAUCUAGCUAGCUUUCAUUGCAAUUAUAUUGCAACAGUAAAGAUUAUUAUUAUUAUUAUUAUUAUUAUUAUUAUUAUUAUUAUUAUUAUUAUUAUUCCAGCCACUUGAUUGCACUGAAGUAAACACUUCAGUCAAAGUUCAUUCAGAGUUCACUAUUCAGUUUAUUGCUUUCAAGGUGAGACCUGAAGAAAUUUCAUUGAGCACUGCGCACGUUCCUGUCAGCUCUAAGCCAUGCUUCUUAUCAGGGCAUGGCUGGACUCUGCUAACUCUGCAAAGCAUUUGAGGGCAUGAAGCAUCAUGCAAUAAAUGUUGAGGAUUUUGGUGUUAGCAGCCACAUGCUCUUUUCAUUUUACAUGGCUGAUUUCUUAUUCCUGGUUUGUCCUUCACUUUUUUUAGGUACAUGUCCCUUUUGAGAGGGAACAUGUCUAGUGAUUACAGCAUGUGGAAGCUUGUUCUUAUUACAUUUAGUUAAGGUUACCUUGCCACAGAGGGUGUGGAUUAGCAGUGAAAUGAGAAAGUUGAAAUGUUGGGUGUCUGAAUGUGGCUCUGCCCCCAGGUGUGGUGCUGUGCAGACUGUGAGACCAACCUCCACACCUCAUUGAAGCCUCUGGGUAGGUGUUCCUGAUGCCAGCUGAGAACAACUUAUGCAGGAAGAAGUAGCCCUCAGGCUGAUGGCAAGCAGACACUGUCAGAGCAGCUGCUGACUCACCCUUUCCUCUCCCUUUAUCCCUUGGAUAAAGCCAAGGCUUCUGACACCAGAGCAUUACCCCAUCAAAUCGUCCUUGUUUGUGGAGUGCUCUUCUCGCACCUUUCAGGUGAGGGUUGGAAAGAAAAGUUUCAGCAGCAGCUUUGGUGGGAACCAAACUGAGCACUCAGGUCACUUCAGACCCUCUGGAAACUCUUGCCUUUUUUUCCAAAAUCCCCAUAGCAAAAAGCCAAAGGAUCAGCCACAAACUCACCGUGGAGUUGUCUGAAGCAGAGUCAGGAAUCCUGCUUGUAUGGGAUGUUGUCCUGCAGUCUGUGAAAACCAGGCUGAAAUAUAGAAGCCAUUCCUUUGUUGUCUAAGCCAGGUUUUACACAAUAUACACAGAUUUGGAAUGACUAGCAAUAGAUCACCAGAUGUUGACCCUGGGUGGCUCUCUAGGAUGCAACCCUUCUCCUAGAAAAGCUUUUCUUAAGAAAAUUCAGCACAUCUUGAUGCUCUCAUGCAUUAUCAUACUAGAUCUUCUCUGUCUUCAGAGACAUUUGAAGACAUUUGAACUCUUCAGCUGGCAGAGACCAAAGGACAGCAUUGCCAGCUCUGCCCUUUUCUUAGGAGCAGAUGGCCUGUAUUUACUUCUCAGUUAGACAGUAAGUCUAACUAGUGUGGUAGAUAGGGACAGGCGAACGGAAGAUCACGGGAUGUGACGGAAAGACAGACCCUUCCCCCUCUCCCUGCCCCACGUUACCUAUUAACCCCAGAAGCAUGUAACCACACCUGCUCCAGUAAUUUUCCACUCCCGACUAACCCCUGAGACCCCACAAUCCCCCUCUGACGUAACAAAGACCCCCGAGACUAUUUAAACCCACGAGAUGAGAUAAUAAAGGCUUUUCGACCGUCUGCCACAUUGGUGUCUGCGUGCGUCGAUUAGCCCGAGUAGCCUGGGCGAGACCGGGCUGCCGUGCUGCCCCCUGAACCAGGUCGCCAGUUGUCCUUUGUGAGGCAACAUAUCUGGUGCCGAAACCCGGGAAAAAUUCGCCCAGCUGACGGGAUACGCCUGGACAGGAGCAGCGGCCGGAGCGGUCAGACCGUAUCUUGGCGCAGGGAGACGUCCCGGGACCCGCGGUCGUCAUGGACGCUAUCGCCAGGGUCGUAAGUGCGAUUCAUAAGCAGUGGGGUAUUGGGUGUAGGCUCAAGGAUUUUUAUCUUGCUAUAGCGAGGCUGCUUGAGCUUGGGGCGAUUGAGCGUCCUGUGGAUGUAUUACAUCUGGAAAUAUGGGGAAAAUGCACUGCCGCGCUAGCCGAGGACACAAAAUCCUCAGGCAGUGGCAAAAACCUUAAGGCAUGGGGCAAGGUAGAGAAAGCCCCGCACAGAGCAAUAGAAGAGCAGGAGACAUGGAGCGCGGCGCGUACCUGUUUAUUAGUUACUCCCAAGCUCGGGGUGGGAGCGGGAACGCAAACUGCCCCUGAGAACGAUCUGCCCGGCAGCGGGGACCCGGGAGGGCUCGGCGCGUCACCCCCUUCCCCGGAUCAGAGCCCAGUCCCUGCCGCAGAAAUUCCCCGAGAAAUCGCGGCUUCCCCGCCCAUCCCGCCGCCGCUGCCGGUCCGCAAUCCGUUGUUAGAAGUGCAGCAGGGCGCGGAACGUUUUUGGCAAGGGCUGGCGAAAGAAGCCAGAGACGCAGAAACCGCGGCUCGAGAAAACACCCUGGCCAUGCCGCCUCCUUACCCCCUUGAAAAUGGCGCCGGUCGCCGUGGGGAGGGGCGGGGCGCGGGUAAUCUCGGCGCGAAAACCUGGGAGCCGCGCGAUUUCAGGAAUGCGUAUGCGCAGGAGAAAGAGGCGGAGAGCGGCAGAGAGCGCGGAGCCAAUCAGCAGCCACGCCGGGCGCUGCCACCAUAUAAGGGAGAAACCACCCCCUGCGGGAGGCGUGGCGAGCCCGGGGGGCGGGAGCGGCGCCACCCCCAAGGGGAGGAGCGAGCUCAGAGCCGAACAAAAAGGCACCGAGCCCCGGAAGUACGCUGGCACUCGACUUCCGGCUCGGAGUCCAGCAGCAGCUCCGCCAGCUCGGAGGAGCUGACGGAAGCCGGCUAUGACUCCGAAACGGAAGAAACGGAACCAGCGCAGUUUAAAACAAAACCGAGUAGAGUUCUAAGCUGCACCGAAAAACAACUACAAUACGAACCAGCCCAGUUUACCGACUGGGGGAAAAUAAAAAUAGCCUGUGCUGAAUGGUCCCCAGCGGCUGCCAUACAAGUCUUUCCGGUGAGGCUCGCCGAUCCGGAGGGGAACCAACAAAGGGUAUAUACCCCGAUAAACCCAAAGGACGUCCAGUCAAUUGUCAAAGCCAUCGCGGAAAAAGGGAUCAAUUCGGCCAUAGUCUCCACAUUAAUCGAUGGUCUUUUUAGCAACGAUGACCUGCUUCCCUUUGAUAUCGAACGAAUAGGGCGCAUGAUACUUGGUGGUGCGGGAAUGAUCGUGUUUAGGCAGGAAUAGGAGGAUAAUUGUAGGAAGCAGUUAGCCCAAGCAUCUGGCGCGAGGCAGCCACUACACAGAUCGAGCUUAUCCAGACUGAUAGGAAAGCAUGAUGAUAUGAUCACGCCGCAACAACAAGCUGCACAGAUGCAUGCUGAGGAGGUCAGGGCGACCACUCGGGCUGCCAGGGAGGCUAUUCGCUCAGCCUCUCGAGUCGUGGCUAAGCAGCGCCGUGGUCCACUGUGAGGCAGGCAGAAAGCGAAAGCUUCACGCAGUUUGUGGAUCACCUGCAGGCAGCCAUAGACUCCUCCACCCUGCCGGCAGAGGCAAAGGGCCCCGUGGUAGCCGACUGCCUGCGCCAGCAAUGCAACUCUAUUACCAAGGAUAUUUUACGCUCCCUGCCAGCCGGAGCUAGCCUGGCUGACAUGAUCAGACACGUAGUGAAGGAAGAGCACCUGACACCCAUUCAGGCAGCUGUCCACACCCUGACCAAUGCCAUGGCGUGUUUCAAGUGCGGUGAGGCGGGUCACAUCGCGGUGAGCUGCCCCCAGCCGGCACGGCGGCCCGCCGCAGCGCCUCCACCUCAAACACGCCCGCGGGGAUCCUGUUGGGGUUGCGGGAGGAAAGGGCAUCUCGCUAGGGAAUGCAGGUCCCGGCCCCAGGGAAACAAGAAAGGGAGGGGGCCUGCGGGCCGCACCCAGCCUCCUCCCGCUGCGAAUAUGGGCGGCCCAUCCAUGCCAACCCCCAAUGGGGCGGGGAGCCCUCAUACCCCAUACCCCACAGGAAGCAGCCAGCUUCAUACCCCCACCACCGAGUCUCACGACACAGCCUGUGGCGCCUUUGUACCCACCGCCACCGCAAGCGGCGCCUGUGCCGCGGGGUCAGCAGGGGGCACACCAGGACGGGAACCCUGGGUGGCCCUGGCCAUGAAAAUAGGGAAGG